Penicillium olsonii is the source of this 2868-nucleotide messenger RNA. NCBI's taxonomy places the organism in Eukaryota, Fungi, Ascomycota, Eurotiomycetes, Eurotiales, Aspergillaceae. The record is from the annotation of a GenBank genome assembly.
AUGGUGAAAUCAUACUUUAAAUUCGAGCACUCGAAUACGUUCGGGCUCGUCGCCUCGGCGUCCUCGAAUGCGAUCUGGGCCAAAGACGACCAGGGCGGUGUCGCACGCCAGACGGGCGCCGGUCGAGCCAUUGUUGGUGCUAGUGAAGAAGUUCUCUGCUGGGAUGUGAAAAAGGGAGAAUUGCUGGGAAGAUGGCGCGAUUCUGGCUGCAGGGCGCAGGUCAGUGUGGUUGCGCAGAGCCAAACAGAUGAAGAUAUUUUUGCGGUUGGUUACGAAGACGGAAGUAUUCGUCUGUGGGAUUCGCGAACCGGCACCGUCAUUAUCUCUUUCAACGGCCACAAGUCCGCCGUCACUAAGCUGGCCUUCGACAAUGCCGGCGUGCGCCUUGCCAGUGGCUCCAAGGAUACAGAUAUCAUUGUUUGGGAUCUGAUCACUGAAGUUGGUCUCUUCAAACUGCGUGGACAUACCGACCAGAUCACAUCGCUGCAUUUCCUGUUCCCAUCGCAGGAACUGCUCGCCGCCACCGGAUUGAACGAACACGCAGGAUUCUUGUUGACCACUGGAAAGGAUGCCUUGAUCAAGGUUUGGGAUCUCGCUUCGCAACACUGCAUCGAAACGCACGUGGCUCAAUCCAACGGCGAGUGCUGGAGCUUGGGUCUAUCACCCGACCAGGGUGGAUGUAUCACAGCUGGUAAUGACGGAGAACUCCGGGUCUGGUCGAUCGACGAGGCGGCUAUGAUGGAUAUCUCCAGAGAAAAGCUUAGCGCGGACGGCCGCAAAGUUCUCACCGACCGAGGAACGUUCUAUCGCCAUGGCAAGGACCGUACGCUCGGCAUCCGUUUCCACCCCCGCUCAGACUACGUUGGAUUCCAUGGCUCCGACAAGUCCGUUGAGAUCUGGCGUAUCCGCUCCCAGACCGAGGUUCAGAAGAGCAUGGCGCGCAAGAACAAGAGAAGAAAGGAGAAGGCAGCGCAAAAGUCCGAAGACGGUGCGCCAAAGGAGGAAGACAAGGUCGAUGAUGCCGCUGCUGCGCCUGUUUCGGAGGUUUUCGUCCAACAUGUGAUUGUUCGCACUGGUGGAAAGGUUCGCUCCUUCGAUUGGAUGAUGAACAAAUCAACUGGCCUGAACCUCCUGGCCGCAACAACAAACAACCAGUUGGAGGCAUACACAGUUGUACCAGCCAACAAGAAGAACGCCGACAGCGAAGAAUCCGACUACACCCGCAGCCUGGCAGUUGACAUCCCUGGUCACCGAACCGAUAUCCGAUCUAUUGCCCUCAGCUCCGACGACCGCAUGCUUGCAUCCGCGUCCAACGGCACCUUGAAGAUUUGGAAUGUUCUCACCGAGAGCUGCCUUCGAACACUCGACUGCGGUUAUUCUCUGUGCUCCGCCUUCCUUCCUGGUGACAAGAUCGUAGUCGUCGGUAAUAAGAACGGAGAGCUCGAAGUAUUCGACAUCGCCUCCUCGACAUUGCUCGAUACUAUCAAGGCCCAUGACGGACCUGUGUGGUCAUUGCAAGUGCACCCUGAUGGCAAGUCCAUGGUCAGUGGAAGCGCGGACAAGACGGCCAAGUUCUGGGAUUUUAAGGUCGUGCAGGAAGAGAUUCCUGGAACCAAGCGCACCACUCCACGCCUCAAGUUGGCACACACAAGGACUCUCAAGGUCAAUGAUGAUAUUCUCAACCUCCGAUUCUCGCCAGACGCUCGCCUCUUGGCUGUGUCUCUCCUCGACAACACCGUGAAGGUCUUCUUUGUUGACUCUUUGAAGCUUUUCCUCAACCUCUACGGACACAAGCUCCCCGUGCUGAGCAUGGACAUUUCCCACGACAGCAAGCUUAUUGUGACUUGCUCAGCCGACAAGACUGUUCGUCUCUGGGGAUUGGACUUCGGUGAUUGCCACAAAGCCUUCCUCGCCCACGAGGACAGCAUCAUGGCAGUGGCUUUCGUCCCCCACAACAAGGACGGAAACGGCCAUAACUUCUUCAGUGCCAGUAAGGAUCGUAUGAUCAAGUACUGGGACGGUGACAAGUUCGAGCAAAUCCAACGUCUCGUCGGCCACCACGGCGAGAUCUGGGCGCUUGCUAUGAGCCGUUCCGGUGAUUUCCUCGUUAGUGCCAGUCACGACAAGAGCAUCCGUAUUUGGCAACAAACAGAUGAGCCUCUCUUCCUCGAGGAAGAACGCGAAAAGGAAGAGGAAGAGGCCUACGACAGCACACUUACCGCCUCUCUGGAACAGGACGAGGAUGGUGAUGGUGAAAAGGCCGAGGCCGUCGACGCCGGAAAGCAAACGACCGGCACUCUCAUGGCCGGAGAAAAGAUCAUCGAAGCUCUCGAGCUCGGCAUGGAGGAUCUCGAGGUCGUCCGCGACUGGCGCAAGGUCAAAGCUGCCAACCCCAACGCUGCCCAGCCCGAUCGUAACCCAGUCUACCUUGCCCUGAACAACAUCUCCGCCGAGCAGCACGUUCUGAACACUGUCCAGAAGAUCCCCGCUGCCGCCCUGCAAGACGCCCUCCUCGUCCUGCCCUUCUCCAAGCUAUCCGCCCUCUUCACCUUCCUCAACAUCUGGGCCGACCGUGAAUGGAACGUGCCCCUUACCUGCCGCGUGCUCUUCUUCAUUCUGAAGACCCACCACCGCCAAAUCGUGGCCAGCAAGAUGAUGCGCCCCAUGCUUGACAGCAUUCGCGCGUCACUGCGUCGCGUGCUUGCUCGCCAGAAGGACGAGAUGGGAUUCAAUCUCUCUGCAUUGCAGUUCAUUGGCAACCAGAUCCAAGAACAAAGUACUGCAGACUACAUUGAUGAGGAGACUUGGGAGGAGAAGCAGGCUUCCAAGGGCACGGGCAAGAAGCGCCAGUUCGUCAGUGUUGCCUGA